Molecule: messenger RNA, 652 nt
Organism: Notechis scutatus (mainland tiger snake)
Lineage: Eukaryota; Metazoa; Chordata; Lepidosauria; Squamata; Elapidae
Source: RefSeq, a predicted model, not a curated record
CUCUCUCUUGUUUAAUGCUGUUCCGGGUUAGCAAAAGCCAGGAAAGAUGGCGGCGCCCAUGGAGUUGUAUUGCUGGGCCGGCGGGUGGGGGUUGCCCACCGUCGACCCCGAUUGCUUGGCCGUUUUGACUUAUGCUCGAUUCACAGGGGCUCCCCUCAAAGUUCACAAAAUCACCAACCCCUGGAGAAGCCCCUCCGGAUCGCUCCCGGCGCUCAAGACCUCGGACGGAGUUUUUUCCGAUACGCAGGAAAUCAUCACCCAUUUUAGGAAGCAGCAAUUUAAUGCAGAUUACGAUCUCUCGGCGUUGCAAGGAGCGGACACACUAGCCUUCCUUUCUCUGGUAAAGAGGAAGCUCCUGCCCAUGUUGAUCCACACUUUCUGGGUGGACGCGAAGAAUUACGUGGAGCACACGCGGAAGUGGUACGCGGAAGCCAUUCCGUUCCCACUUAAUUUUUUCCUGCCGAGCCGAAUGCAGAAACGGCAGCUGGAGCGUUUGCAGACGGUCUGCGGGGAAAACUGGCAGGACGACGAAGAGCAGCUGGAAAAACAGCUUUAUCGAGACGGUUGUGAGUGUCUCACCCUUCUGUCGCAACGCCUCGGCAGGAAAAAAUUCUUCUUCGGAGACUCGUAAGUAACUUGGGGAGUUGAGGGU